GUUUCUCUUUGCUGUCGCUCAUUUAAUGACGUCGUAUCAGCGCGACUGAAACGUAAAACCUACAACAGCGGCCUGUGUUUUCACUCGAGCGCUGUAAUUUUUUUGUCUUUGGUGGAGGAUUUGUCUCUACAGUCCGUCACCAUCAUGAAACUUGUCAGGUUUUUGAUGAAACUCAGCCAUGAGACGGUUACCAUUGAACUAAAGAAUGGCACCCAGGUCCAUGGCACCAUUACAGGUGUUGAUGUGAGCAUGAACACCCACCUGAAAGCGGUGAAAAUGACCCUGAAAAACAGGGAGCCCACUCAGCUGGAAUCACUGAGUAUCCGUGGCAACAAUAUUCGCUACUUUAUCCUUCCUGACAGCCUCCCACUGGACACCUUGCUGGUUGACAUCGAGCCAAAGGUCAAGUCCAAGAAGAGAGAAGCAGUGGCUGGACGUGGACGAGGCAGGGGACGAGGCCGUGGCAGAGGAAGGGGACGAGGUCGGGGUGGCCCGAGGAGAUGAUCACCAGGUCGUACAUUUGCAGGCCACCACCCCACUGUUUGUACAGGAUUUUUUCUUUGCUCAGAGGAAACAUUUUGUGAAUUUCCAUGUUUUCAGUUUUGUUUUUUCAUUAUUUUGUACAUUAAAAUGGAUAGAGGUAAAAAGGAA
Molecule: messenger RNA, 651 nt
Organism: Perca flavescens (yellow perch)
Lineage: Eukaryota; Metazoa; Chordata; Actinopteri; Perciformes; Percidae
Gene: snrpd1
Product: small nuclear ribonucleoprotein D1 polypeptide
Exons: 4
Coding region: 145-504 (119 amino acids)
Biological process (GO): RNA processing; spliceosomal snRNP assembly
Molecular function (GO): RNA binding
Source: RefSeq, a predicted model, not a curated record